Molecule: messenger RNA, 1254 nt
Organism: Colletotrichum graminicola M1.001
Lineage: Eukaryota; Fungi; Ascomycota; Sordariomycetes; Glomerellales; Glomerellaceae
Product: zinc carboxypeptidase
Exons: 5
Coding region: 1-1254 (417 amino acids)
Biological process (GO): proteolysis
Molecular function (GO): zinc ion binding; metallocarboxypeptidase activity
Source: RefSeq, a predicted model, not a curated record
AUGAAGUUCCUUGCCAGUCUCGCCCUGGUACUGCCGCUGGCCUCCGCCGCGGCCAUCACCCCUCUGGAGAAGAAGAUCACGUACGACGGCUUCAAGGCCUUCCGGAUCGCCACGCACAACGACCCGGCCUCGAUCAAGAAGAAGAUUGCCAACAUCGCGGCGAUCCCCUUCAACCUCGACAACAGCGAGCACCUGGACGUCGCCGUCCCUGCCGAAGACGUCGCAAAGUUCGAGAAGCUUGGCCUCGAGUCGUCGGUCCUGCACGAGGACCUCGGUGCCGACAUCGCCGAGGAGGGCACUUUUGCUCCCUACGAGAGCAAUGGCGAUGCCAGCGUUCAGGCUCUUCCUAGUCUGACAUGGUUUAACUCGUACCACACCUUUGCCGACCAUCAGCAGUUCAUCCGUGACCUUCAGUCCAACUUCCCGUCCAACUCGGAGCUUAUCAACGCUGGCAACUCUUAUGGCGGACGCUCGCUCCUCGGCAUCCACCUCUGGGGUAGCGGCGGCAAGGGCUCCAAGCCCGCCAUCUACUGGCACGGUACCGUUGUUGAGUACCUCACGUAUCAACUCAUUGAUGGCUACCAGAAGAACGACGCUGCCGUCAAGGCUAUCCUUGACAAGUAUGACUUCUACAUUCUGCCCAUCGUCAACCCCGAUGGCUUCGCCUACACCCAGACCAACGACCGUCUCUGGCGUAAGAACCGCCAGCCGCGAUCGGGCAGCACCUGCAUCGGUACCGAUAUCAACAGAAACUGGCCCUUCAACUGGCAACUCCCCGGCGGCGCCUCCACCAACUACUGCUCCGAAACCUACAAGGGCCAGGCGGCCGGCGACACUCCUGAGAUGGUCGCCCUGAAGUCCUACACCGACAGGCUCGCCGCAAGCCAGGGGAUCAAGCUUUACAUAGACUGGCACAGCUACGGCCAGUACAUCCUGCUGCCCUACGGCUACGACUGCUCCGCCCGGGCCAGCAACCACGCCCGCCAGAUGACGCUGGCCACUAACACGGCAAACACCAUCGCCCGGUCCUACGGCACCCGCUUCACAUACGGCCCCAGCUGCUCCACCCUCUACGCCACCACUGGGAGCGCCCCUGAUUACCUCACCGGCGCUGCCGGCGCCGAGGUGGCCUGGACUAUCGAGCUGCGGCCUUCUGGCGCUGGCGGCGGCGGUUUCGUCCUGCCCGCAGCUCAAAUCCUGCCCAGUGCCAUUGAGCAGUGGAACGGGAUGAAGUACCUCCUCGCCAACGUUUGA